Messenger RNA from Macaca mulatta (Rhesus monkey), 3979 nucleotides. The record is from RefSeq and is a predicted model, not a curated record. Lineage: Eukaryota; Metazoa; Chordata; Mammalia; Primates; Cercopithecidae.
AGGCCAGGCUGCCUGGAGUGUCCCAGCAGGUACUGGAAAUGAGAUGGGGUUGUCCAUAACUUCUGAGGGCGUGGCGUGUGAGAUGUUGCUGUGGUCUGGGUGGGUGGGUGGCUUGGGUGCCUGUGAGGUCUGGGUAGUCACAAGACCAUCCUGAGAGGCUUGUCACCUUGAAGUAGCCCUGGGGAGAGCAGGAAAGUUCAGCUGUUGGGGCCACUUGAUUUCAGAUCUCUAGCUUUGCCCCCCUCUUGGAGUGUGGGCUGGUUUCACCCUGGCUAGGUUGCACUCCUGGUUACCUCCCCAGCCACACUGGUUGUGGCUGCAGCCCAGGCCUGUACGCCCGGUUUCCAUGGGUUGUACGGGUUCCUUUCCGCCAGUGUCCAUGCAGCGUCAUCAGGCUGCUGGGGACAGGUUGGGACCCACCCAGGGCCACAGGCUGGUGACUCUGGUAGAGGACUCAUCAGGUUCUGAAGGGUGGGGUGGGGUGGGCCCAAGCCCACCCUUCCACAGCCCCCAUCAUCUGGCCAAAGCAGGCUUGGUGUUCAUCCUCGUGGCGCUGGCCCAGGGGGCGGGGCAGGCAGUCAAACGGGUCCAGCGGGUACCUGGGACCUGGAGGGGUGGCCCCAGAUGAGCACCCUCCCCCUGGGAGGGUACUUUUGAGCCCAGCUGCAGGUAGGCCGGAAACGGUCAGAACAGGCAGGGACACGCCACUGGCCAGAGGGAGGAGGCGUCCACAGGUAGGAAGGGUCCUGCAGGCUGGCUGGGGUCUGUCAUUGCUCUGUGGGUGCCCCCUGGCUCCUGUGCUUGGCUCCUCUCUCAGCAGAGUUCCUUUCCCAGCCUAGGUGUCAAUGUCUCUUCCACUGGGGUGUUGUAUGGUCCUCCAGGUUCCCUCCGCCGAGCUCCUGAGGGCUGCAUAUCUCUGCUCCUCUCUGGGUUAGGUCUUUUCCAUCCCUGUCUGGAGUCCUCACCAUCUCCGUGUUCAACUUGUCUACAUUUCCAAUGCAGGAACUGGUCCCCCGUGGGUCCAUUCCUAUCCCCGGUCUCUGCCUCGGGCCUCUUCCCUGCUCCUGGACGUAACUGUACCCUUCUCGGGAUGGUCCUGCUCUGUACUGGGGGAUCCUCUCUAGAGUACGGUCUUCAGUCUUCCCUGGAUUCCCUGGUGGUCUCAGAACCCGCUCCAUGCUCCACCGCCUUCUUCCCUGCCUGACCUCCUCUCCUCGCAGGUCCGUCCCGAUGCCCUGCCCUCGGCCGUUCUGGCUCCGCCAUUCCCGGGCCUCCCAGGGCUCGGGUCCCAGCUCCCCAAGCAGAGGGGAGGACCAGGAGGAGGAGGAGGAGGGGGACGGCAGCCCAGGCUCCAGCCCCAUCCUGUCCCCCGCCUCCCCGGUGGAGUGCCUCAUCUGCGUGUCGUCUUUCGACGGCGUGUUCAAGCUGCCCAAGCGCCUGGACUGCGGCCACGUCUUCUGUCUCGAGUGCCUGGCGCGCCUGUCGUUGGCCACGGCGGGCGGCGGCAACGCGGUGGCCUGUCCAGUGUGCCGCGCACCCACGCGCCUGGCCCCCCGCCGCGGACUCCCCGCGUUGCCCACGCAGUCCGGUCUCCUGCCCCGCGACGCGCGCGCGCCGCCCUCUCGCCAGGGCUCCGUGCGCUUCGACCGGCGCCGCGGCCUCCUCUACCUGCGGCCGCCGCCGCCCCCGCCCGGGCCGCGCAAGGCCCGCGCCCCGCCGCCCCCGCCGCCUCUGCGCCUGGGCCGCCCGCUGUCGCGCCGCCUGUCGCUGGCCAGCCCGGCCUGGGUCUUCAACGCGGCCGUGGCGCUGGCCGUGCUGGUGGCCGCGGGCCUCGUGGUCUCGGGCGUCUACAUCUUCUUCCUCAUCCCGCACGCCACCUCCUCCGGCCCCGCGCGGCCCCAGCUCGUGGCGCUCGCCCCAGCGCCAGGCUUCUCUUGGUUCCCGCCGAGGCCCACGCCGGGGGUGCCCUGGACCCCCGCCUGGACGCCGCGCCCCACGGGCCCUGACCUAGACACGACACUGCCAGGAACUGCAGAAGAUGCGCUGGAGCCCCAGGCGGGCCCCGAGGACCCGGUGGAGAACGAGGGGACGCUGGACAGGCCAUCGGACGGCACGUGGGGCACAGAGGCUGACCCCGGCUGGGCCCCGUGGCCACGGGGUGCGAGGAGGCCGUGGGGCCCACAGUAAGGGCGCCAGCACUGCAGUCCUGCCGCCAGGCCUGGCACCCCCGUGUUAUCUGGGGCCUUUAGCAGGGCACACAGCACUUACCUGUUUCUCCAGGCUGGGGCCUGGGGCAAGCAUCGUUGGCAUUGUCAUCGUGGGGCUGGAUCCUCUCAAGGAGCAGACACCGCAGUCAUCCCACAAGGAUCCUCUGGGAACACCCCUGACCCCCAUUCUUGUGGCUGUACAGCGGAGGGUGCCCUGACCGUGACCUCCAUAAGGGUCCUGCUAGCGCUUGCUCCUGCUCCGGAACCCCUACUCCGUGGGGGUGCAGGUGGAAGCAUCCCUGAUCCUCAUCCCUUGUAGGAGUCCAGCUGUGGACACCCCCGACUGACAUCCAUGCAGGUGCCCAGCCAGGGGCAGCCCCACACGGAUCCCUGAACGGGUCCUGCUGGGAGUACCCCCAUUCAUCCUCACCACAGAGUGCCGGGGGAGCGUCCUUACCAGCACCGGAGGCCGAAGCACUCAUCCUUCGGACUGGCCACAGGUGGCAGCCAUCUUUGGAGGGCAGAGCUGUUGCGGCUAUUAUUCCCUGGUUACAGCGCCUCCCCAACUGGCCCAUUGCAGGGGAUGUCCCACCUCUCCGUCCAUCUGUGGAGUUUGUUUUCUACUGCCUGCAGCCUGGGCCUGGGUGGGCUCCAGCUGUCUACAUGCUGAUCCUGGGUGUAGAGUUGCCAUCCUGCACACCUGGUUGGGGCUGGGGCUCAGACUUGAAAGAGCAGGGUGUUCUGGCCAGGGCUGGGGAGGAGCUUGAGUCUUAAAGACUGGCACCCGCUGCAAUCCUAAGUCCCAAACUGCUCUGGGAGCCUCCGCUUCCCCCUGGGUCGUGGCUUCUAGGUUCCUCCCAAUAUGCUGUGGUGCAGCUGAGCUCAUCAUGGCUCAGAGAGGCCAAGGUCACCCCAGGGGUCACAGAGAGGCAGACAAUGGUGGGGGUGGGAGUCCUGGACCUCCUUGGUUAGCCAGAGGCAUCCUAGUCCCUUUCCCUGGCCACCAGAGUCCCCAUCACCCCCGAUUAAUAUCUUGGUGCCAGUUACUGCAGUUCUUCCUCCAGGGCUCCAUCUGUCCUGCUCAGCCUCCCUUCUUGUGCCUCAAGGUGAACCCUGAGCCUUCCCGAUAGACAGCAGCCUGCAGGGAAGGUGGUGUAUGGGCUCCUGUCCUCUUCCUCCCAGAAGCCUUCCUGGGUUAGUUAUGGGGGAAGAUGGCAGCUAUCCUCUGUGCAGACUGAACCUGGGGCUUCUGUUUCCUCCCAGGCCCUGCACCCCCGCAUCCUGCCUCACCUCACUCUGGGAUGGAGUGCUGUGUUUUGGGAAUGGGCACCCAGCAUGUUCCAAAGAGAAAUAUGACUUCUACAUAGCUGGAGGCCCCUGUUUGAUUUGUUUACGUGUGUUCUCAGCAUCAGUAUACCAGCAUACAGUAGGUGCCAAACAAGGGAGUGUCAGAAUUGCAGGUGACCCAGGCAACCUGGGAAUGCACCCUGGGCCCAGGACUGUCUAGAGCUAGCUCUGGUGUAAGCUGCUGCUUCCAGGUGGGAACCAGAGGAGGAAUACUAGGGAGUCCAUAGUGUGUCUUCCCAGACCAGUUCUUGCCCACACCCACAUGCCGAUGUCACCCACAGGGGCUGGGACCAGUGUACUGAGUCACUGGGCAGCCACAGCCCAGCCUCAUAGGGAAGAAACCUGGUCAGACAGCAGCAGAGUUGGUGGUCUAUUCAUUUUCUCUGGCUGCUGUGACAAAAUACCCCCAACUUAAUUAUUUAGGA